CAGCAGGAGCUGUUGAUUAUGCCAAGAAAGGAUGCGAUGAUACAUGCGGAGGCGUGACGAUUCCAUACCCUUUUGGAAUCGGUGCAAAUUGUUCCGUCAAUCAGUGGUACGCUAUUGAUUGCAACUCUUCUACACCUUAUCUCUCUGCUUUCAACAACAUGGAGGUUGUGAAUGUACGCUUGGAAGACCAAACGAUCAUUGUUAACGUCUCAGUAAUCUCUCGUUGCCGGAAUUCAGUCGGGAAUAGCAAUCACAUCCCAAGCAUCGACCUUGGUAUGAGCCCCUUUGUAUUUUCUGGAUCACAUAACAAAUUCAUUGCUAAGGGUUGUGGUUAUGCUGCUAUCUUGAGUGAUGGAAAAGUAAUCACUGGAUGUUCAACUAUUUGCACUAAUGACAGUGCUCUCAAUGGAAGAGAUGGUUGUUUUGGCCUCGGUUGUUGUGCAACUACAUCUCCCUACGAUUUAAAGUCGUAUAGUGUGGAUCUUACUGGCUUGAAAAGGCAGGGUGAAGAUGGAGCUUGUGGGUACGCCUACUUUGGCAUUGGAGCUUGGUUAUCUUUUAAUGGGAACACCACGUUUUUUGCUAUUACACUUAAGUGGGUGCUAACAGACGACGACUUCCAGGAAAUACCAAAUUGUUGGCAACGAAUGAGUGAAGAACCAUCUUACCUUUUUUUACCUAACCGUAGUUCCAUUGCUCAAAGAAAGUGCUCUUGUGGUAUUGCCCGUGUAGGAAACCCGUAUCUGUACUAUCAAUGCGAAGAAUCUGAAUAUUGUAGAACAUGUCGUGAGUCUGGGGCGACUUGUCAAUACAAACAAGCAUAUCCGGAUGAAAUUGAUAGUACCUGGUUGUUAAGUUGCAACUCUACGGUAUAUUAUACUUCAAUUUACAGAAACAACAAAUCACCACUUGGAAUUAUUCUAGGGGUUAGUAUAUGCAUGGGGUUGCUUUUUCUAGCAAAGUUCAUCUAUGAAAUGCACAAACUAAUCAAGAAAACCAUAGCCAAGAGAAAGAAAGAAAAGUUUUUUAAACGCAAUGGUGGCUUACUUCUUAAACAAGAAGCAACUAAAGAGGGUUUAGUUGAUAAAACCAUACUUUUCACCUCCGAGGAGUUGGAAACGGCCACCGACCAUUUUAACGAGAAUAGAAUCCUUGGGCGAGGAGGUCAAGGUACGGUGUAUAAAGGCAUGCUGGCGGAUGGAAGGAUUGUAGCAGUUAAGAAAGCAAAGAUUGUUGACGAAAGCCAGUUAGAGGUAUUCAUCAAUGAGGUUGUGAUUCUGGCACAAGUCAAUCAUAGGAAUGUGGUCCAGCUAUUGGGAUGUUGCCUAGAGACUGAGGUUCCUCUACUUGUCUCUGAGUUCGUUCCAAAAGGCACCUUAUAUGAUUAUAUUCAAGAUGAUACCGGUGAGUUACCAUUCUCUUUGAACAUGAGAUUGCAAAUUGCUGUUGAGGUUGCUGGAGCCGUUUCUUAUUUACAUUCAGAGACCCCCAUUCCAAUAUAUCACAGGGACAUCAAGACCACUAAUAUACUUUUGGAUGAGAAGUAUAGAGCCAAGGUUUCAGAUUUUGGAACAUCAAGGUUGGUAUCAGUUGAUCAAACUCACUUAACUACCUUAGUCAAAGGGACUUUUGGUUACUUUGAUCCAGAGUACUUCCAGUCGAGUCAGUUCACCGAGAAAAGCGACGUGUAUAGUUUUGGAGUUGUUUUGCUCGAACUUUUUACAAGAGAGAAGCCAAUUUCCUUAACUAGAUUUGGCGAACACAGAAAUUUAGCUACACACUUUAUGUUUGCUAUGGAAGAAGGUCGUGUGAUGUCUAUAUUUGACCCAGUGGUUGUACACGAGGAUUCAAAGGGUGUGGUCUUGGAAAUUGCCAACUUGGCAAUGCGAUGUUUGAAUUCCAACGGGAAACAUAGGCCAACAAUGAAAGAAGUAGCAAUGGAGUUAGAAGGCAUGAGAAUGUCACAAGUGCCUGCUACAGUUCAAACUAGUUUUGGACACACUAAUCAUUGUGAAGAUAUACCAAUGUUUACAGAUGACGAGUCAACACCAACAACAGUGAGUUUCUAAGACAGCAACGAUGAGAAACUGGACACAUUAUGUUUUUAGUUAUUAAGUCUUGAUUUCUCCAAGUGUUAUGUUUUUUUAUAACAAGUUGUAUGUAAAGGCUAAAGGAUAUAUUCAUAUUCUUCUCUGCCAUUCUGUGGUUAACACUUAAGCUCUGUUUUCAACUAUAAAAGUUUCAUGUAUUACCCAA
Messenger RNA from Helianthus annuus (common sunflower), 2256 nucleotides. RefSeq names its product wall-associated receptor kinase-like 1. Gene Ontology annotation, biological process: protein phosphorylation; cell surface receptor signaling pathway. NCBI's taxonomy places the organism in Eukaryota, Viridiplantae, Streptophyta, Magnoliopsida, Asterales, Asteraceae. Bases 159 to 2069 code for a protein of 636 amino acids. Gene Ontology annotation, cellular component: plasma membrane. Gene Ontology annotation, molecular function: protein serine/threonine kinase activity; ATP binding. The transcript has 3 exons. The record is from RefSeq and is a predicted model, not a curated record.